AUGACACGAAAAGAAUUCCUUUGCAUCCUUCCCGACAAUCCAAAUGUCCUUGCCAUCAGAAAACAAGUUAAAGGAAUCCACUACGACGGAAUCAAGCCAUUAAUAGCGGCCGGAAAGCUUGUGGAUGGAGGUGCUAUCUUUGAGAAACACCCUGAAGAGGGAAAGGAUGCCCUGUUUAAGGGUAGCGUGAUCGUGUACUCGGCUAAUGAUGCUGAAGAAGUCCGCACUAUUCUUGAAAAAGAUGUUUACGCCACGAGUGGUGUGUGGGACUUGAGUAAAGCUCAAAUUUUACCUUAUGUCGCAGCUGUUCGAGAGCCGCUUUCAUGA
Messenger RNA from Penicillium concentricum, 327 nucleotides. RefSeq names its product YciI family protein. NCBI's taxonomy places the organism in Eukaryota, Fungi, Ascomycota, Eurotiomycetes, Eurotiales, Aspergillaceae. The coding region runs from base 1 to 327 and encodes 108 amino acids. The transcript has 3 exons. The record is from RefSeq and is a predicted model, not a curated record.